This is a messenger RNA of Mesocricetus auratus (golden hamster), 3273 nucleotides long. RefSeq names its product growth arrest specific 2 like 2 (gene Gas2l2). The record is from RefSeq and is a predicted model, not a curated record. Bases 454 to 3000 code for a protein of 848 amino acids. Gene Ontology annotation, biological process: actin crosslink formation; microtubule bundle formation; protein localization to microtubule plus-end. The transcript is spliced from 6 exons. Gene Ontology annotation, cellular component: actin filament; cytoplasm; microtubule plus-end. Lineage: Eukaryota; Metazoa; Chordata; Mammalia; Rodentia; Cricetidae. Gene Ontology annotation, molecular function: microtubule binding; actin filament binding; cytoskeletal adaptor activity.
AGCUGCUGUCUCCAAGGAGAGGAAGGAAAGCAGAGCCGAGAGGCCACAGCUUCGAUGCUUUUCCGGGCUCCCUGGCCGGUGACAGUGGCGGGUGGGAGGCAGCAGAUGACCCACCCGACCCUGGGGAGAGAGGAGUGCUCUCACUUCCACCAGUCCGGGGAAGUGUUGAACUGAGUGGACCGGGCAGCUGAGAGUGAGGUCGCUUGCAGGGCCACCAAACAGAAAGCUCAGGCAGGGACUGAGGAAUGUGGGCAGUGGGGGCUGGGCCUGGCCCAGAGGCUGAAGCUAUCAGCAUGCUGCAGAGUCAGAAGCCCUGGGCUCUCAGAGGGGAGAAAGGGACCCAUUGAGUCAAGGAGAAGUGGGUCAGGACCUUGACCUAGCAGGUAGCAGGGGUAGAGAGGCAGCAGUAGGGGACAGGAGGCUCUUGCUUCCUCCUGUACUUCAGUUCCAGCCAUGUCUCAGCACAGGGGACACAGGAGGAGGCCCAGGACCCCAGGGCCUCCUGUGCGCAGCAUCCGGUCCUUCAAGUCCAGCGAGCAGUACCUGGAGGCCAUGAAGGAAGACCUGGCUGAGUGGCUUCGGGAUCUGUACGGGCUGGACAUUGAUGCAGCCAACUUCCUACAGGUGCUGGAGACUGGUCUGGUGCUGUGCCGGCAUGCCAACACUGUCACAGAGGCUGCUCUGGCCUUCCUGGCUGAGGCACCUGACCGAGCUCAAAAGAUUCCCAUGCCCCAGGCUGGGGUUUUCUGCAAUGGGGCUGCUCAGCCAGGUACCUUCCAGGCCAGGGACAACAUCUCCAACUUCAUCCAGUGGUGUCGCAAGGAGAUGGGCAUCCAAGAGGUGCUGAUGUUCGAGACAGAGGACCUUGUGCUGCGCAAGAACGAGAAGAACGUGCUAUUGUGUCUGAUGGAGCUGGGCCGCCGCGCCUGGCGCUUCGGUGUGGCAGCGCCGGCCCUGGUGCAUCUGGAAGAGGAAAUAGAUGAGGAGCUGCGGCGUGAGCUGGCCCUGCCCUCGCCGGAUCCGCCGCCACCCGCACCCCCUGUCCGCAGGCCUUGCCACUUCCACAACCUGGACCAGAUGGUGCAGAACCUCGUGAGCCAUUGCACAUGCCCAGUGCAAUUCUCCAUGGUCAAGAUAUCUGAGGGGAAGUACCGAGUAGGGGACUCUAACACUCUCAUCUUCAUCAGGAUCCUCCGGAGCCACGUGAUGGUGCGUGUUGGGGGUGGCUGGGACACGCUGGGCCAUUAUCUGGACAAACAUGACCCCUGCAGGUGUACGUCCCUAUCCCACAAACCAGGCAGCUUCCUGAAGCCCCCGGGGCCACCGGUGCAGCAUGAAGUGAAGGUGCAGGAUGGGCCCUCACAGCCCCAGCCUACAAUGACCAUCAGCCGCUCGCAGAGCCCACUGCCUCCAGUGGACUGGAAGACAUACACCUCUUCCAGCCGAAAGCUGAGGCCUCCCACUCCCUCUUCUCCCUUACCCCAUGGUGAACGGGGAGCAGGGGGUAGGACCCUCAGGUUCCAAGAGAGGCCAAUGACCCAAUCUCAGAGGACGUUGUCACCCAAUCCCCAAUUCAUAUCUACCUGUAGGAGCCCUGACCUACGAAGUCCCCUGUCAGGAAAGAGAGAGAAUAGAUGCCCAGGUGGACUUCCCAGAGGAAGGACUCCCACAUCUUGGGUUCACGAGGAAACAGACAGCCGAGGAACACAUACCAGGGCUCUCAUGCCUCAGAGGCUCCAAAUCCCUAAGGCCACCAGUAAAGGGAUAUCAACAAGAGAACCCUCUCCCCCACCUCGUUCCUCCAGCCUAGCCAAUCCUCACAGAUUCUGGCUCCUGUGUCGGGGAGCUUCCCCACAGCUCAGUGAACCCAUGUCUAUUCAGUCCCCAUGCCCCAGUAAAGGGUUCACCAAGAUCCCCAUCCGGCUGUCCCCUGCUAGACCCCCAACUCCAGGAAGUAGUGUUUGGGGUACUGAAGGUGGAGGUUCCACGGAGAGAGGACCCACCCCAUCAAGGGUAAUCACAGGGAACCUGGAUAGAUCCAGACAUGGGCAUCACCCUGUGGAAGAAAGCCACGGGGACCACCAGGGGGACAUCCAGAUCCCUUCAGAGACUGAGGAUCCCAGAAGCCUGGGCACACAAAAGUGGAAAGGGAGGCACACCCCUCUGCCGCUAGACAGGACUAAAGAGCAAGCCCUCUACCAUAGCCUUGAAGAGGAGAUUGUGGCCAACAUGAAGCUGCUGGAGGUGGGGGAUGCCUGUAAUCAGGGUGCAAGGUCUCACGUUAUCCCUCGAAGUGGAGUCUAUGUUCCUAGCCUGGGUGGGAGGUGGCCUGAGUCCGGGGGUCCUUAUGAUAAAGUUAUCCAAGAACUAGUUCAGGGGCCUCCAUCUCUCCUUAAAGUGGAUCUGAGAGCCUGGAAUGUAGGCUCCAAAGCUCCUCCUAAGCCAGCUGUGGACCCAAGAAGCCCCAAAGAAGAGCUAGGAUCCAGAGAGAGUGGGCCAAGGACAGAGGCAAGCCUGACUGCCAAGGGAACCCCAGUAAGAACUGUGUCAUCCACCCUAACUGCGCCGGCCGCCCUGGAGGCUCCCACACGUUCAUGCUCAGACCCCAGUUCCGACAAAGCCAGGGUCUGCCAGGGCAAAGGCAAGAGAAUCCUCCGGAAGCCCCAGAAGAUCCCAUCCAUUUACAAGCUGAAGCUGAGACCCAGGAUCCGGCCCCGCAGAGACCACAGGCCUGAGAAAAGACCUUCCAGGAUUCCCAAGCCACUGACCUACCUCUGCCUGGGUCCAGCCAGGACAGCCCCAGGAAGCAGGCUAUUGAAAGCUACAUUGGGUGGCAAGAGAGGGAGCGCCUGCCAGGUGGAUCGGGCAGGUGAAAAGGAGGAAAAGAAAAAGGAAGAAACCAGAAUCUCAUUGGAGAAGAGCUCCCAAGCUUCAGAGAGCCAGGAGCCUCAGCAGCCUGAGGGAACCCCACUCCCACCUGAGGAGGAGUCUUGGAUCUGAAGAUGGGGAGGGCCACUGCAAAACAUAUGCAGUGCAGUGUAUGUGUGAGAAAGGACGGCCCCUCACUCAGCACAGGGCCUUGGUCAGGAGUGGGUUUGAAAACCCCAUCUCUUCCGCUGGGCAAAAAGGCAGCCCACACCAUCCACUGCAAGUCAGAGUCAGGCCAGCGGCCGUGGGGAGAGCCCAUAUCAUCUUAUUGUUGGCCCCCUGAACAGCUCCUCGACCUCUGAACAUUUCCACAGUCUUAAGUUAUUAAACACACAUGGGUCUGUC